Molecule: messenger RNA, 886 nt
Organism: Suillus clintonianus
Lineage: Eukaryota; Fungi; Basidiomycota; Agaricomycetes; Boletales; Suillaceae
Exons: 8
Coding region: 131-853 (240 amino acids)
Source: RefSeq, a predicted model, not a curated record
AGAUGUAGAAAGAGUGUUCGAAAACGAUAACGGCAGCAGAGCUAAGCUGAACAAUUGUCUCCAAUGGCGAUGAGCCAGAGGCCACAGAGAGUAACCUAGACGCCAUCUCUUCACGUUGACCGAGCUCAAUAUGGCCCAAGGUCAAAGGAGGAUGAACAAACUCACGGUCACCCCACUCACUCUCUGUGAACGGAUGGACAAUUUCUCAGUUACUGAGGCUCGAGCUCGAAAAAAGAUCACUGCGCUCACUCUCUAUCAACGAAUGGGCAAUGACACACUCACAUACUGCGAACGGUGGGCAAUGACUUGGAUCAGCAUAGCUCGAGCUCGAACGAGGAUCGAGACACUCACACCCUACGAACGCUCGAACGAGGAUCAAGACACUCACACCCUGCGAACGGUGGGCAAUUACUCGGAUCAGCAUGGCUCGAGCUCGAACGGGGAUCAAGACACUCACAUACUGCGAACGGUGGGCAAUGACUUGGAUCAGCAUGGCUCGAGCUCGAACGAGGAUCAAGACACUCACGCCCUGCGAACGGUGGGCAAUGACUUGGAUCAGCAUGGCUCGAGCUCGAACGAGGAUCAAGACACUCACAUACUGCGAACGGUGGGCAAUGACCCGGAUCAGCAUGGCUCGAGCUCGAACGAGGAUAAAGACACUCACAUACUGCGAACGGUGGGCAAUGACUCGGAUCAGCAUGGCUUGAGCUCGAACGAGGAUCAAGACACUCACACCCUGCGAACGGUGGGCAAUGACUUGGAUCAGCAUGGCUUGAGCUCGAACGAGGAUCAACAGACAUACUGCCUGCAAAUGCCCAACAUAAAUAACAGCAAAUUUCAAAGAUUCCCAUAACGUAAAUAUGUGGAAACCAGUCACACAACCUCG